Molecule: messenger RNA, 646 nt
Organism: Chelonus insularis
Lineage: Eukaryota; Metazoa; Arthropoda; Insecta; Hymenoptera; Braconidae
Exons: 4
Coding region: 89-553 (154 amino acids)
Source: RefSeq, a predicted model, not a curated record
CUGAACAUUUUUUAAUAAUAUUCAGUGCAGUGUGAAAAAUCUUACAAAAGGCAAGUUUCUUUAGACGAAAAGAAAUCAACAAAUUACAAUGCAGACGAAACUUUUUGUAUUUUUUGCUUUCUUGGCAUUUUGUCAUGUAUCAUACUGUGACACAGUAGCAACUACAGAACCAGCUGCACCUUCAGACGAUGUUAAAAAAAUGCUAGAACAGCUUCAACAAGGAUAUACUUCAACAUUAGAUACAAUUCGUGGUAGUCUUGAACAAGUAUUCAAAGCUGAUGCAAUUUUAAAUAUAACAAAUUCUAUUAUUAAAAAUACCUCCUUGAAUGCUCAACAAGUACAAGAAAUUGUACAAAAAACGUUCCAAAUGCUGCAGGAAAAUGUCCAGUCUACAUUCAAUUCGGUGAAACUUCCUAAGUUUGAAUUUGGAGGUGAAAUAAUGCAACCCGCAGAAACAUUUUCUACUAUACUGAAGAACGUUUUUUCAUUCUCAAAGACAUUUGGAACUAACAAUCAACCAGCAGCUGCAGCUCCUGCACUUCCAAAAGAAUAAUUACUGAUAUUGAUAACUAUUCCUAUUGACAAAAAAAUGUUUAAUGUGUAGUAUAAAAAUUAUUAGAAAUAGAUGGAAUCAAUUUAAAUGAUA